UUAGUCCCUGCAUAAUUCUAAUAAAAUAGAGAAUCACGUGCCCCAUCUGGGAGGCUUAAUUUCUGAUUGUAACUACAUAAAUCAACAGAAAGCAUCUCUCACAAGGAUAUUUUCAGACCCAGACGGUGAUUGAGUUACAAAUGCAUUUUUCACGUCCUUAUUGUGAAAUGGAGGUCAGGAUAAAAUACAAUCAGAAGAUAGAAAUGAAGCUGUUGUAUAUACAUCCUCAUUCAUUAGAUUAGUGUUUCUCACUGGGUUUUAGUUCCACUGCAUUCAACAGUCUGAAUUAAUUGAGUUCAACAGAACAGUCGCCCAACAGCAGAGACUCUGAAUACAUUUCUAAAGUGUGUAUGCAAUGAGUAGAGUCUUUGAAGGCUGCACCAUACUUGUCUCCAACAAAGAACUUCUGAUUGCCUAAAUAAUAGCACAGAUAAUAUUGCUGUUUCAGUAAACUCCUUCAUGUCUAAGGAGAGAACAAAAUCUGCACUUCCUUAAAGAGCAGAAUCUCUAUAAGAAAAUGGUGGAGACUGAAAGCAAAUUGAAGUAUUAAGAGAAGUCCACCCAUAGUUCAGAAAAGGUCACAGCUAAUUAAUUAUUCUUAAUUAUCGAGAAGCAAGGAAAUUCUGUCUCCCAUUUCCCCCCAUCAGAUUGCAUUUCUGAAUAGCAGAGAACUAAAAUCGUCUGAACAAGCUAAUAAAGUCAUCCAGGAAGUUGAGCUCAUUUCCAGUAUUAGAAUAAAUGCCAUACCUACAAAAGAGGUGAGUUCAUAGGAAGCUGAUGGCAAGCUCCAUUUCCCUAAAUGUUCAAAGCUUUGUUUGCCUUUUUCUAAAGCACGAAAGAGUGAUGUCUUAGUGGUUAAAUCAAAACCUCCAUCGUUUACCCCUAGAAUACUUUAACAAAUUAGAAAUGUUGGGGUCAAGCCUGCUAGCUUCAGUCAGCUGUGUGCUUGCCUACGGUCAAAAGAAGAUCCAUUAAAGGACUUAGGUCUAAACAGUGGAUCUUUUAAUUGCAUAAGUUAGUUUGAUACUUGGGUAAAGAAUGAUUUCCAUAUCAUACUGCUCUAAGAGCUGUUGAGAUGUGGAGUGAAUAUUGUAAUAAUGCAGUAAUACUUGUCACUAAGUAGCUGUUUGGAAGCAUAAUGAGAUUUUACCUUGUAUUCCUCCCAGCAACUGGGGGUAUAUAUUUUUUUUUUCAAAGUCAUUGGCUCAGUUUUAUAUCUAAUCAAGUCAGGUGGAUUUUGCCAUGUCAGGUACAUAAAGGAACAUACAGGAACAUAAAGGAGAACAUGACCUCAAAAGUAGAUGGAGAUAGAUCACAGCCACCACAUUCAGACUGGAAACAUAGUGUAGGUCUCCUUAAGGUUUUGACUUAGCCUGUUGUAUAAUCCAAGGGAUCAUUAAGAAAAUGUGUGUUUGCAUGAACAUCCAAAAACAUCCACAGGUCAGACCUGUACAUAUGUACAUGUACAUCUUUGCUAACAGUCACGUAAGAAAAAUCAAUUGCAGGUUGUAUUUCCUGACCUAUAAAGGUAAAAGACAAAGGAUGACACAAUUUAAAAUUAAUAAGAGACAGCAGUUUUCAAGUGUGUGCACUAAGUGGAGUAGAAAAUGUUCCUACCCUCUUUCUCUGAAUUCCAAUGUUAUAAUUCUGCGUUUCUGCUUAUUUUUCCCAUUGUGCAAGUCUCUUGUAGAGCUCUAGUGAUUACCCUGACCAGCUAAUUCUGUUCUGAGAUUGUAAUGCAUUAUACGUCUUCUGUAUAACAGGAAAGGGAACUUCCUCUUUAAAGCUACAUAUUACUAAGGAGGAUUUCUGAUGGGCGGAGUUUUCCUUGAGCAGGCUAGAUAAAGGCUUGCAGGAUUCGCAGACCUCUCAGACUGCCAUCAGCAUGAACUGCACCCUGCCAGACAGAGUGCUGCUGCUCAGCUACGCAAUGAAUGGAGAGCGGGACAGGUUGUGCCUUCAGCCUCUUUGGGACUUUGUCACAGCAAAGGAGCUACUGAUCAAGUCACCUUUUUUCCCAGUGCUGUUUUCUUUUACAGCAUACAUGGCUUUCUGUCUUCCAUAUAUUGCGCUGGACUUGUUAAGCACUAGACUACCGAACUUGAGAAAAUACAAAAUCCAGCCGCAGAACUAUCCAACUCUUGGAAUGAUGGUGCCUUGCAUAAUUCAAAGUGUGUAUCACCAUGUUGUUUUUAUCUUCCCAGUGACUUUUCUCCACUGGUACUGGAAACCAAUGAAACUACCAGUGACAGCUCCAGAGCUGCCUGUGGUCCUGCUGGAAGUAGGAGUUUGCCUGCUUCUGUUUGAUUUUGAGUACUUUCUGUGGCAUUUGAUUCAUCACAAGGUGCCUUGGCUCUACAAGACCUUCCACAAGGUGCAUCACAAGCAUGUGUCAACAUUUGCUCUUACUACACAAUAUUCCAGUGUAUGGGAAUUGCUUUCACUGGGAUUUUUUGCUGCUAUCAACCCAGUACUCCUCGGAUGCCAUCCUUUGACAGAAAUGAUUUUCUUUCUUGUAAACAUUUGGUUGUCAGUGGAGGACCAUUCAGGAUAUGAUCUUCCGUGGUCAACUCACCGACUUGUGCCUUUUGGUUUGUAUGGAGGAGCACCACAUCAUGAUCUCCAUCAUCUGAAAUUCAAAUCAAACUAUGCUCCUUACUUCACCCACUGGGACAAACUCUUUGGAACAUUCACAGAGUCACAUUCUAAUUAAGGAUAUUUACCUGUGGGUGAACUCUUAUUUUUUUUAUGGACUGAACUGGGAAGACAUACAGAAGAUUGUAUAUUUGAAGCUGCCUAUAAAAGCAAUAGUUAUUUAUUACAAAUCCUCUUAAUAUAUAUGUGUUUGUAUGUAUUCUUGGAACAGCCUGUGUUAAAUGACUGCAAAUGGGAGGGUAAAUAUCUGUUGCUUAAACUUGUUUGAGUCAAAGGUGUAAGGGAAGCAUUAAGAGACAUCCUCUCUUCUUCCCUUCUUUCCAGCUUUCAUAAAGCAUGUAUUGUAUUACUGUAUGAUAUUUUAUACAUACGCCAGAACAAUUAUCUUAGUGUUGUAGGAUUAUUUAUAAUGUAAACAGAAAAGGUACACAUCAUGGAUUUUGUGCAGAUUAAUCUGCCAAAGCAUAUUAUUGAACAAUGAUGUUGUAAAAUAUUACUGCCAAACAAAGCUAGUUAGCCAACUGUGCAAUAAUUUUGAUAUUUAUAUUUUAAACCUUG
Molecule: messenger RNA, 3213 nt
Organism: Strigops habroptila (Kakapo)
Lineage: Eukaryota; Metazoa; Chordata; Aves; Psittaciformes; Psittacidae
Gene: CH25H
Product: cholesterol 25-hydroxylase
Exons: 1
Coding region: 1886-2713 (275 amino acids)
Biological process (GO): cholesterol metabolic process; sterol biosynthetic process
Molecular function (GO): C-4 methylsterol oxidase activity; steroid hydroxylase activity; iron ion binding
Source: RefSeq, a predicted model, not a curated record